UUGUGACAGCUGAUUGAACGACGUCGCUCGCAAUACAAUCAAAAUAAACCAAUAAGAACUGAGUGAAUUGAGAUUUUUUUUUCGUUUGUUCAAUGAAGAUAAUCAGUUGUCGUCGGUAUGCACAAACGAUCUAAAUGAUUAAAACACCACGAAUAAUCAUGGUGUUAUUCAACGUCAAGAAAUAAAAUGCCGUAAUACGGAAACAAAACUACGCGGCCUGUUAUCGGCUCAGAGAAUAGGUUAUGUUAUGAUGUUAUUUUUUUUGUCUGCUACAGCUGUGUAUUUACUUGAAAUGACCUUAAUUUGUCUUUCAAAGUUAUCAUAUCAACACAACCGUGUCAGUCGUGUUCGAAGGUUCAAAUCGAACGAGAGAAACACUCGUUAUUUUAGUUAGUUACAUAAAAAGGCGCCGUUUUCGCUAGAUUAGCUUUUGUCUUGUAAUCUAAUUAGAAUAUCUCAUAGUUUUCCAAACGAAAACGCCAAUUAUUUUGUUGAAAUUCAUUCAAAAAUACUUGACAAAAAUGAGUUUGGUUGUGAAAACUGUGCCAACUAAGCCGUAUGAAGGUCAAAAGCCAGGCACUAGCGGCUUAAGAAAAAAGGUGAAAGUCUUCCAAGGUGAAAAUUAUACAGAAAAUUUCAUUCAAUGUAUCCUCGAUUCGAGUGACGGUGCUGUUGCUGGCUCAACAUUGGUUGCGGGUGGUGAUGGUCGUUACUUUUGUAAAAAGGCAGCCGAAAUUAUUGUGCGCAUCUGUGCGGCAAACGGUGUUUCGAAAUUGUUUGUCGGAAAAGAUGCCAUCCUCUCAACACCAGCUGUGUCAAGUCUGAUUCGCCGCAAUAAAGCCUAUGGCGGUAUUUUGUUGACGGCUUCACACAAUCCAGGUGGUCCAGAUAACGAUUUCGGUAUUAAAUUCAAUUGCGAAAAUGGUGGACCAGCACCGGAUCAUGUAACAAAUAAAAUCUAUAAACUAUCAACGGAAAUCGCACAGUACAAAAUUGUCGACGGUUUGAAUAUCGAUCUGGGUAAAGUUGGCGUUAAUCAAUACACCGUUAAUGGAGCGCCAUUCACAGUUGAAGUUAUUGAUUCGGUGGCCGAUUACGUGCGUCUCAUGAAAGAAAUCUUCGAUUUUGAACGCUUGAAUGCCUUUGUCAGCGGCAAGAAAACUGGCACACCAUUGAAACUUCGCAUCGAUUCAUUGAAUGGAGUUACUGGUCCUUAUGUCAACGAAAUCUUUCUGAAUGCCCUUGGAGCCACUCCAAACAGUGUUGUGCACACAACGCCAUUGGAAGACUUCGGUGGAUUGCAUCCAGAUCCGAAUCUCACAUACGCCAAAGAUCUCGUCGAUACAGUUAAGAGUGGUGACUAUGAUUUGGGCGCUGCUUUUGAUGGCGAUGGUGACCGUAAUAUGAUCAUUGGCCGCAAAGCCUUCUUUGUUACUCCAAGCGAUUCAUUGGCCGUCAUUGCUCACUACCUCGAAUGUAUUCCAUACUUCAAAAAGAACGGCAUUACUGGCUUCGCCAGAAGUAUGCCAACUGCAUCAGCUGUUGAUCUAGUCGCUGCCAAACAGAACAAAGAAUGCUUCGAAGUUCCAACCGGAUGGAAAUAUUUCGGAAAUUUGAUGGAUGCCGGACGCUUGUGCUUGUGCGGUGAAGAAAGUUUCGGAACUGGUUCGGAUCACAUCCGUGAGAAGGAUGGUAUCUGGGCAUGCCUCGCUUGGCUCUCAGUUAUGGAACACACCGGCAAAAGUGUUGAAGAUAUCUUGAAGCAACACUGGACAACUUAUGGCCGAAACUACUUCACCCGUUACGAUUAUGAAGAAUGCGCUCUUGAACCAUGUAACGAAAUGAUGACCACUCUGGAGAAGACCAUCACCGAUCCAGCAUUCAUUGGCAAGGAAUAUUCAUCGGGCGGCAAAACUUACAAAACUAAAAUCGCCGACAACUUCAGCUACACCGAUCCAGUUGACAAAUCCGUUUCCACCAAACAAGGCUUAAGAAUUGUCUUCGCAGAUGGUAGUCGUAUUGUUGUGCGACUUAGUGGAACAGGCAGCUCUGGUGCAACAGUUAGAUUGUAUAUCGAUUCUUAUGAAAAAGAGAAUGUGUUGGGAUCGGCCAGUGAAACACUCGAGCCGCUUAUUCAAAUUGCAUUGCAAAUAUCGCAGUUGCCCAAAUUCACCGGUAGAGACGCACCAACUGUCAUCACAUAAAUUCGUCAAAUACAACACAAACACACAAACAACACUCUCAGCCAAACAACGCGCACACAUAAACCACUGGAGCAGAGCUGCAUGCAAAUGACAAGUCUCAGCUUGUUGAAAUUUUUAUCAAAACAAACUUGACCAUUGAAUGGACACCAUUGUUAGAAACUUUUAUGUUGUAGUUUAAUAACGAAAGAUCCUGUUAAUAAAGUUUUAUUUUGUAUUUGUUGGUCGAAAAAA
This is a messenger RNA of Sitodiplosis mosellana (orange wheat blossom midge), 2435 nucleotides long. RefSeq names its product phosphoglucomutase (gene Pgm1). The record is from RefSeq and is a predicted model, not a curated record. Gene Ontology annotation, molecular function: magnesium ion binding; phosphoglucomutase activity. The transcript is spliced from 7 exons. Lineage: Eukaryota; Metazoa; Arthropoda; Insecta; Diptera; Cecidomyiidae. Gene Ontology annotation, cellular component: cytosol. Gene Ontology annotation, biological process: carbohydrate metabolic process. The coding region runs from base 522 to 2204 and encodes 560 amino acids.